Galleria mellonella (greater wax moth) is the source of this 1271-nucleotide messenger RNA. RefSeq names its product orcokinin peptides-like (gene Ork). Bases 162 to 761 code for a protein of 199 amino acids. The record is from RefSeq and is a predicted model, not a curated record. The transcript is spliced from 7 exons. NCBI's taxonomy places the organism in Eukaryota, Metazoa, Arthropoda, Insecta, Lepidoptera, Pyralidae.
UUUGCAAGUGAGUACUGCAGGACGAUAACAAGGGGGCGGCCGCCCGCCCAAUCGGCGAGUAUAUAAGCCGCCGCCAGGACAUCUCCGGCACAUCGCACCACAACCGACACACCGGUAGCUCCUAUCUCUCACUCCUUCGCUAACAGGUCAUCAGAACAACGAUGCGUGGAGCCGGCGGAGCGCUGGCCGUGGCCGUAGCCGCGCUGCUUGUCUGUUGUAGUGCUGAUCCUCAUCAGGAAUCGGAAGUGAGUGGUAGCGAACACAACUCCGCAGACCGCUACGAUGCCGGUCACAAGUCUCGAAACCUAGAUCCUCUGGGCAGCGGCAAUUUGGUGCGAGAGGUACGAGAGAUACGCGAUGCCCGCCACUUCAUACCCUAUCUUUUAUCCAGACGUUAUGAAUAUGCGAGCCCUUACGGCGGCAACGGCAAACGUGAAUAUUGGCCUCUAUCACCCGUCCAGUAUGGUGGAUAUUACGCUGAUGGCCUUCCCAAGCGCAAUUUCGAUGAGAUAGACAGGUCCGGGCUCGACAACUUCGUGAAGAAAAGGAACUUCGAUGAAAUCGACCAGACUUCAAUGCCGUUCCCGUAUGCUACCAAGCGUUUCUACCGCUUCGGACCCAACUACCUUGACAUUGAUUCACCAGUUUCAAGUUUCGACAAGAAGCGAUACAGACUGGACUUCCCCAUGGACGAGAUUGACCUAUCCCAUUUCCCCAUCGGCUCCAAGAGAUCGCAAGACAGUUUUCGACCCAUGAAUUAAUUUAGGGACCUAGACAAAAUAUUGCUGCCACUGUUUAUAUCAAGAUUUAUAGGUGUUAAUAAUUAUGAAUGUUGCCAGUUUAAAAAACGCUUCUCUUCCCAACAACUACAUUUAAAUGUAUGUACUUAUUAGUCCAACAGUAUUAUUACAUAUGUUUGUUAAACCCUUCACCUAGUGGUCAUGAAGCAGGGUUUAUUCUGCAAGGUAAAACUCAAUCUUUGUUCCUUAGAUCGAUUUCUUGAAAACUAUUCGAACUUUUAUAAACUUGGUAUUACGUUUAGUAAUGUAAAUUUGAGAUACUCGAAAUUUAGAUAUUAAAUUUAAUUAACUUUAAGGAGGGAGAGGUUUAGAAUAUUUAAAUGUUAUAUUGAUAUUAUCAGAACAACAAUUUAUUAAGACGAUUAAUAUAUACAUGUAAGUUUUAAUGUUUUGUGAUUUAAGAUGCAUAUUUAAUUUAUUUUUAAUAGAUAAUUAUAUUGAUAAUUAAUAAAAGACUAUGAAUCUUCUUAA